Molecule: messenger RNA, 294 nt
Organism: Mesorhabditis spiculigera
Lineage: Eukaryota; Metazoa; Nematoda; Chromadorea; Rhabditida; Rhabditidae
Source: the annotation of a GenBank genome assembly
AUGAGGUUGCUGUUCGUGUUUUUCUGCCUGGUUUCCGUGACUUCGGCUUGGUAUUGGAGACAUUCGGGAGGGCAGAAGAAGGAAGACUGCAAAGAGGGUGAAGAAUUCCUUGAAAUGAGCGGCGCUUGCGAUCGUGAAAUCUGCAGCGGCACUUCAUUCCCGUGCACCCGUGAAAUGACGUCGCACAUUUGCUUAUGCAAAUCGGGCUUGGUGCGUAGGGCUGAUGGACGAUGCACGAAGAAAGAAGAGUGCUCCCAAGAUGAAAUCAACGCAAACCCCAUGGGGCGCAAGGAC